Molecule: messenger RNA, 8326 nt
Organism: Lymnaea stagnalis (great pond snail)
Lineage: Eukaryota; Metazoa; Mollusca; Gastropoda; Lymnaeidae
Source: the annotation of a GenBank genome assembly
GGGUGUUGUCAGGACGAGCUGGUCUAUCCAAUAUUUGAUCAAAGCCAUCCUUCACUACGAGACGCAGGGGUGUCACAGUUGAUCUAGUCCCGUGUCAACUUUCUACGUCACAUAAGGUGGGAGGCGUGUCCCCUCCACCCCCCCUACCCCCCAGAAUCUCUGCACUGUGUAGAAGGUUACGUCAAACUGUAGAUAUGCUUUAUCUGACUCAUGAAACUGCAACAAGGAUGUAAAAGUAUCUAAAAUAUGUUGUUGUUUUUUUAUGUGUUGAACUGGAAUUAAAUCAUAUGUUUUUUAUAGGCGUGUGUGUGUGUAGUUCAUCUUUGUUCCGAAGUGUUUCAUACUUUGAUUCCGCUUGUUUUUAACCCAACAGUUUUCAGUAAUGGCCGCCUGUCUAAUUCUAUCUCUACUAUAAGGAGGCCAUGCCAACGGUUUUUACCAUUAGAUUACUUUACUGUGUUUGUUUUGUUUUUUUUGUAGUUGACAUUUUUUAAUUGUUAUAUGUUAUUUGUAACUUGUAAACUAUGCAGUUUAUGACCGAAAAAAAAAAUGAUUAAUUUAACAAAAGAUCAAGUAAAUUUGAUGCCCAUGGUUAAAAACAUAAAAUAAUUUUUAAACAUAUACAUUUCAUGCACAAAUAUGCAUUACCGUAACCAAUUGUUCAUGAUAAAAUAUGGACUUGUGGAAAUCUAGUGGAUUCUAAGUUGACAAAUUUCGUAAGAAAAAAAAAAAACGUAGGUCCCGAUUUUUUUUUUUAAAAAAAAAAAAAAAAAACUAAAAUGCCAGCCUUGUAGAAAAUACUUCCGAUUGGAUUAGUUUGAUUCAAAGUGAAAGCUACUCAAAAUGUUCAAUGGGAGAUAUUGAAAACGUUACAAUUUUUUUUUUUUUUAAAUGUUGUUUCAAAAAUUGGAGAAGAUGCCAUUGAAUGAAGCCAACCACUGUUGUAACUAGAAGUAAUGAGCAGAACAUUUUGAAUUAAUGGUUUUUGUUAUUUUAAACUUCCCUUUUAUAUUUAUUUUUUUUUUUUUCAUUUAGAUUUAAACCAUUCAGAAGGGAUAUGCUCCUACCUUUGACAAAUUUCACGUUGAAUGUUAUUUGAUCAACUCCUUUUGACAACUUUCAAGUUUAAUGGUUUUUUUUUCAACUCUUUUUUGACAACUUUCAAGUUUAAUGUUGUUUUUUCAACUCUUUUUUGACAACUUUCAAGUUUAAAGUUGUUUUUUCAACUCUUUUUUGACAACUUUCACGUUUAAAGUUGUUUUAUCAACUUUUUAUAUUUAUUAUUAUUUUUAAAUACUUCCCUUACCCCCCCCCCCCAAAUCCCACCCGGGAUGAGAUUAUGAUUGCGAUAAGUAUUAGUGUGCGAGGUACCACACAUUUGUUUCCGACUUCUUGAAAUCGUAGCUACUUUUUCAAAAAAACUUUCUACUCUCAAAACCAUGGGGGUUUACAACUUUAUAGAAUAACUUUUUUGUUAUCACACGUGACCCAGUCGCUCAGUUGAUCGUGGGUAGGGGAGCUCAGACGUGAGCUGUAUGAUUUUGGGAAGGGUUUAUUCACAAGGGCUUAGGGGCUGGGCAUGCGGCGAUUAGACUCGGAACAACGAACGCCUUCGACCAGUCGAACAGAGGUACAAAACACCGCAGUCUUUAACUUUCUACAUUUUAGUUGUAUGCUUAGGCAAAGAGUUAAUUACUUUUAACCGGGCCUCUGUACGCAUUCGUUGUUUCAAAAAUUAAUUCUCUUUAUCCAGCGAAUUACAUAUUCAAAUUUUCAUACUGAAAAGUUGAAAAUAUAUUUUUUUAAAGUGUUAACAACUUGUUUAAAAGACUUCUUUUACAGACGAGUUCAACAUAUUAAAAAGGAACUUAAAAUAAAUUUCUUCAAAUGCAUUACGCAUUAUAAAGAAAGUCUAUGCAGAUAAUAUUUUCAAAAAUUAAAAAAAAUAAUAAUAAUAACCUUAUUCAAAUCCUUGAUAAAUGCCUUACCACCCCCCCCCUCCCCUUUUUCCUUUUGUACAGACUUUCUUUACGAAAUGUUUUUUUAAGAAAUGUAAAAAAAAUAUGUUCUUUUUUUAGUGCGUUUAAACUCGUCUUUAAAAGAAAGGGUGUUUUGUUUUUCAUUUGUUUUUUUGGUGGGGGGUCUUUUUUAGUAUUUUAUUCAUUAAUGUGUUAACAUAUGUUUUCAUGCAUUAACAGUCUGUGAUUAGUGUAACUGAUUACAAUUUAUAUAUUUUUUGAAAGAGAGAAGCCAGACCCAAAGAAGAAGAAAAAAAUUAAAUGUUUAUUAAUAUUUGAAAGCUACCAAAAUAAUGAUGUCAAUCAAGACCUGAUCUAAAAAUAGCGUAAAACAGACAGCACGGCUACUUUUUGUGUCUGAUAAGGAAAGGGGAGUAAUCGGCACGCUACUUUAGUACGGUGCAAAGCCAACUGUUGUACAUCAUUGACUGACGUGAACUGAUGGAUAGUGUCACUCUGAACGGUUAGUGGAGGAAUCAAAGAUCAGAUCAGUAGGAACAUAUUUGGUGAAAGAAUGAACGAUUAUUAGAAAUAGAGCCAGAUAGGGAAGGAAUAAACAAUCAGAUCAGUAGAAAUAGAGCCAGGUAGUGAAUGAAUGAACAAUCAGAUUUGUAGAAUUAUAGCCAGGUAGUGAAAGAGUAACAAUCAGAUUAGUAGAAAUAGAGCCAGGUAGUGAUGUUCUCACUAAUACUCUUAGAUUCUGGUGGGGGUUAAUCAAAUGUUCGAUACUCUACUUUCCAGGCUAUUCACCCCUUUCCGUGUUAACUAAUUACAGGAAAAAGAAAUAAAUUUUGUAAUUCUGGAAAUCUUAUCAAGACAAUUUUUUCUGACUAUUUUUUAUUUAAACAAAAUCGUUCUGUUAAUCUAUGUUGAAAAAAAAAAGAUUUUGAAGAUAUUCAAAUGUUUACUUUUGAAUAUUUAUGCUUGCUUAUCUCCCCUGAAAACCAGAAAAAAUAACACUUAAUUUGCACCUCUUUGAACCUCAGUCUGCUUUUGUGUGGUCCUAAGACAGACUUACAUUUCUCACAGAUAAACCGAUCCGAAUCGCUUGCAUUUGCCCUAAUUCAGUGGCUUUCAACCUGUGGGUCACGAGCCUCUCGGGGUUCACCUGACAAUACGACAGGGGUCGCUAGAGAAUGACAGAAUUAAUAUAUUUACCUAUAAAAUUUUGCUGAAUAACAGUUCACAAUGCUUUAUUUUAAAAUGAUUAUGCUUUACAUAAGAAGAUAACAUUGCAUGAUACGUAUUUCUUUUCUUUUUUUCUUCCUUUUUUUUUUUUGUUGAAAAGGUAAUUUUUUUUUUUAAAUGAAAACUCAAUUACAUUCAACACCUUAACCUCCCCACCACCACCCCUCCUAAAAAGAUACGGUAGUCAACACCUGAUUAUCACUGUGCAAACAUAAGUUCUGGUUGAAGGUUGUCACAACUUGGCCAAACGUUAUCAAGAGGUCACGUGAUUAAGUUCAUUCCCCCAGUCCUAAUGAUACGAUUUGUCUGGAAGGAUGUUUGGGAUGAUGUUUGGGAUGAUGUUUUGGAUGAUGUUUGGGAUGAUGUUUGGGAUGAUGUUUGGGGUGAUGUUUGGGAUGAUGUUUGGAAUGAUGUUUGGGAUGAUGUCCCUCAAGUCAUUUGUUUUAUGAAUUCUACUUUCUUAUCGUGUUUUUUGUGAUCAUUGUUUUCUCGUCUAUCCAGCUACCACAGAUAACUCUUCGUUCCUGAUCACAACUGUCUAUCCAGCGAUCAUAGAUAAUUCUUCGUUCCUGACCACAACUGUCUAUCCAGCGAUCAUAGAUAAUUCUUCGUUCCUGAGCACAACUGCACACAGGAUUUAUUUUGGCGUGGGACUCGGCUGUGGUCUUCUCGUCCUACUGACAUUGGUUGCCGUAACUAUAAUUGUCACGUGCUGCAACAAACGGACCAGGCCUGGGGGCCCUAGGAUUGGAAGGUAACAUGCGUUGGGGGGUAAUUCGGCAGGAAACGGACCAGGCCUGGGGGCUCUGUGAAUGGAAGGUAUCAUGCGUUGGGGGGUAGUUUGGCAGAAAAUGGACUAGGCCUGGGGGCCCAAGGAUUGGAAGGUAGCAUGGUUAAGUGACACUUAAUGUCGUAUGACAUUUGGAAAUAAAUGUUAUUCUAAAAAGUUAGAAAGGAUACUAUUGCCUAAUACAAUGUCAGCCCAGCAACAUAGGUACACGAGGCACCACAACUAUUUUUUCUUGUAUUAGAAAACUUAUUUCAAGACUGCAAAUAAUUUAAAUUGCUUUUGGGACUUACAUUUGUUUCAAAUUUUUUUUACUGAAAAGAUGAUGUCAUGGGUGUGUGACGCUAGGUAGCUGGUUCAAUGUGGAAACAGUGUUUCUUUCAAAAAUCUCUCCACACCCCCACCUCCGGAGAAAGUCAAGUGCCCCCAAACCGAGCAAUUGUGCCCUAAUUGUGCCCCAAAGUGCCCAUCCCGUAGAAAAUUGCGUACAACCAAAAAGUUAAACUAUAUUUUAUAAAAACGUUUAAUUUGUCAUUUUAAAAAGAACAUUAACUGGUGCCUUGAACCGAUUACACGUAGUAGAACUUAAGAAUAUAUCCACACGCUCGAUAUAUAUAUUGAUGACACGUAUAGUUAAAGUUAAUCUUGUUAGAAGCUUGCGCUAUUCGAAUAUGAAUAACGAAGUUUUCCGAAAAUUCGCCGCUCCUGAUUUUAAACCGAAGACUUAAUUCUUGUUCGCAUAUAUCGGUAUUUUUAUUUAUUUAUUUAUAUUUUGAAACUUGACGAGUUUUAAAUUUCAAGACUUAAGUAACACUGUAUCAAAUGCUGUGUUAAAGGUUCAUAAUUUUAGACGUAGGGAUAGGUGUAAAUUUCCAAAUGAGUGAUAGCAUCAUGCUUUUAAAAAUAUAGUCAUAAGCAUAAUUUUAAAUGUACUUGAUUCCAUUUAUGUUGAGCUAGAUAAAAUGAAAAAAUGACGACUUUAAAGGCACAUAUAAUUAGUGCGUAUUUCAUCAUUGAUUAUUAAAUCGAAAGCAUUUGUGUUUUCUUUAAAUGUGCUACUUUUCUAGACAAAUUUCCUGAUAAACAGAUUUUUUUUUAUACCUAGCCUAUAUUUAUUAAAUUCACAAAUUCUUGUUAAUUCAUAAAAAUAAAAAAUAGCCCCAACUUUUUGCACGCAAAACAAAUUUUAAAAAAUAUAUUAUUUUACAAGAGAAUCCUGUAGAAAGCUACCCACCCCCCCCCUCCACCCCGCUCUUUCCGAUCUCCCAAACACAUACACACGUUUUUUAAAACUAAAAUUAAGAUUAUCAUGCAAAUUCCAUUUUUGUUACAAGUAUUAGAAAAAAAAUAGUUUCUUCCUAAAUCGUCAAUAUAUACCUAAUUUCUUUUAAUUUGGUAUUAAAAAAAUUGGUAUAACAAAAGCAGGCCAAACAAUGCAGUCGCUUGACUUUUCUAGGCCAACUUGCCACUUUUUGGUUUUGUUCUUCCCCACAUUGCAUUCAAAGAUGAUAAUUUAAAAAAGUUGUUUUCAAAUUUUAUGCAAAAUGUUGCAAAACGACAUUCAGAUAUGUGCUAAAAUGCAUUCCUGCAUUUUGAACUCAUAAAAAAAUUUCUGGUGACUAUUAAGAUUUAAAAGGUGAGCAUACCCUAGGGCAAGAAGCAUACCCUCAAGGGCGACACAAUGGCAUGAAUCUAGUUCAUAAUGGACUGGGUCCGAGAGAUGUCCUUAAAUUGAUUGUUGUUAUGGCUAAUUUUGGCGCUCCCCACCCGAAAAUCUGAAUGCCUCCUACAAUUGUCUGAAAGAAAAAAAUUCAAGAAUAUGCCAAAAUAUAUCCCUGUAUUUGGUAUGUGCCUGACAGUCUUCGGCACUCUCAAAUCUGCAUUCCCUCCCCCGCGCUGAUCACUGUGACAGUACGGCGUUGAAUAUAAGCUUUUGUCAAAGGAUUAUUUUGGGGCAUACCCCAAUUGAAGUGAACUCAAAUUAUGUAUAGGAUUGGGCGCCACAAGGCUCCCUCCCACCACCCCCCCCCCCGGAUUCUUAAAAGAUUAUAUCCCCCCGAUCAAAAAGUCUACUUGAAACACUGAAUUCAGGUAUGUUCCAAAUUGCGACUCGUGAUUUUGAAACCAUCAAACAUUUUCAUUUGAGGAAGCUCCCCAGACCCAUCUUCCGCUCGAGUCAUCAGCAUCCUCGAUUUCUGCCUUAACUCCCGAAAAUCCUGCUCCUCCAUGUAAAGAAAAAGUGACACCUGGGUGGACCACCUUAUCCUUUCCUUUCUACGCCACUGGCAGAAGCGCCAAGGAGAAAAGAUUAACUUUCAUGCUCCCCCACUUAUUCAGUUCUGAAGUCCUUUAUUUUCAUCCAUUAAAUACAACCAAAGCCCAUUUUGCGCUCCCGCUAGACUGGUGCUGGGUGCAACUGUCCCACUGGCAAUGCGCCACUCGAAAAUUUGAAAUUCAUCCCCGACCCCCCACCUCUUUUUUUUCUCGAGGAAAUAGUCUGAAAGAAACCAUGAAUGAAAAUCAUCUUUAUGUCUGUGAAAUAAACGUUCUUAAACGAUGUGUUUUUAAGCAUAAUUUAGGUCAAUAAAUAUUUUGUAAGCUUUCAUUUUAAGUUUAUAUGAUAAAACUCGUUUACACUUCAUCCGUGACAAUUUCAUUUGUUGUAUUUUUCUAUUGUAUAUAGAAUGGUCUCCUACGCUAACUCAGAUUUUGACACGUACAGACCAGUCAACGUUUCUGUGUAAGUGUUCAAAGCUAGUUUUGUGGUUAGAUCUGUGUCAGUGUUCAAAACUUGUUUUGUUUCUAGAUCUUUGUAAGUGUACAAAGUUAGUUUUGUAGCUACAUACGAGUUAGUGUUCAAAACUAGUUUUGUGGCUCCAUCCGUGUAAGUGUUCAACGUUAUUUUGUGGCUAAUCUUUUUUUAAGUGUUUAUAGCUAGAUUUGUUGCUAGAUCCGUGUAAGUUUUGAUAACGUGUUGAGAGGUUACUUUAAAUUUUUCUGUGUCUAUUCCUUAAGUAUGGAGACUAAAUUAACUUAACAUAUGCGUAUAUGUUAGUACCUUCCUGUUAAUGAGAAGAAUUGUCCCACUAAAAUUGUUCACCUAAUUGUCUAUUUCCAGUUUCAGCACGCCUAAAAGUCGGUCCAUGUGGGAUCAUCGGCAACAACCAUCUUCCCCAUCCCCUACGAUCACCACCAUCUCCAACCGAAACGACUUAAUUUACGGUAUCAAUGACAAGUCAAUCAAAAUGUUGGAUGACAUCUUUGGUCCUCAGGUAAACCAUCGUGUUUUAGAUGACAUCUUUGGUCCUCAGGUAAACCAUCGUGUUUUAGAUGACAUCUUUGGUCCUCAGGUAAACCAUCGUGUUUUAGAUGACAUCUUUGGUCCUCAGGUAAACCAUCGUGUUUUAGAUGACAUCUUUGGUCCUCAGGUAAACCAUCGUGUUGUCAUAAAGAUGGUUUUUAAAGUUCGUUGAUAAAGAUCGGUUUUAGUUCGAUGUUACAGAUAAUAUUUUAGUUCGAUGAUAAAUACCAUAUUUCAGUUCAGUUAUAAAGAUAAUAUUUUAGUUUGAUGAUAAAGAUCAUUUGUAAGUUCAUUUAUAAAGAUCAUAUUUUAGCUUUUCGAUAACCAUACUUGAUAGUGUGAAUCUUAAAUCAUUAUUGGAACUGUUUCUUUCUUCUUUUUUUUUACAGAAGAGGAUGUAUGAAGUGUAAUUCUGAUGGCAUGCAGGGGGAGAAGUUACCAUGGAGAUGAAAUAUGAACAUCUACAGAAAAACUAAAUGUGAAAUAACAAGUAAUGAAUGUGCUAACAUGUGGAGGAUAGAUUGCAAUGUGUCUAAGAAAUCCAACGCUGACCUGUAGAGUAGAAGCUGCAGUUAUGGAGCCAUUGAAUUUUGCUAACUUGGCUGCCUGAGAUGAAAUACAAUUGUUUUAUUGUAUCUUUCGAAUGUCCAUUCCAUGUAAAGUUGUUGAUGAUUUGUUAUUACUGAACUGAACUAAAACAGUUCCUCACUAAACUGAUUUAAAAUAUGCCUACGUUGUCAUUAAAAUGAUCUAAAAUAAAUUUUCCUUAAACUGAUCUAAAACAUGUUAGAAUGUCAUCCUAUAUCAUUUUAUACUAAACUCAUCUAAAUAAAUGUAUCAUUUAAAUAACUGAAAUCGUGAUUUAAAAAAAAAAUCAAAUAUAGGAUAAUUUAUUAUACUAUAAUAUGUGAAAAAAAACGCGCAGUUCUGACACUGCCCCACGUUUAAUGCAUCUGUGAGUUUUGUCAAAGGUGUGUCAUCUCCAGAUGCCACGUAUCGCCAGUAGUGAAAAUAAAGAUAUGUUGGGACGUU